CGACUCUGGGUGCAUGCAGAAGGGGCGUGAUGGUAGAAAGAAGGACAAGAGGAGAAAAAGAGAUCAGAAGAGGAGAGCAGAUGGUUUGACUGGAAUUAGCGUUCGUAUGCAUGCUGCAAGGUAGUUGCCGCUGGCAGAACGAAACGGAGGGAACAAGUUCAUAGCAAGAUGGGAGCUUUUGCUGUGGGAUAGAUAGAAUCUCUACGAUCAUACACGGCUCGUUCGAUGCUCAACAAUAAUUCUAGACAAUUAAGCCAAAGUCUGAAGUAUGUAUGUGAAAUAACCCUGCAUGAAAGAUCGUACAAGACAUAAAACUCAACUCGGAACUUUUGUUCCAUUAGUUUUUGUGUUCAACGUUAGAGUGUUUCUUGGCGUUUGUCCUAACUUCUGAUUUCAAACACAGCAACUGUAGAGCUGACAUGAAUAGAAAAAAACACGUACAAACUGCUUUCUUGUUUUCUUGUCUCAGAUUUGGAUUUCCUUUCGUUCAGAUAUUGAUAAUCCAAAAAACAUUUACGAACUGAUUCAUAUUUUCUUCAGUCUCAUUCGCAUGAUCUGCAAUCCUCAGUGCUGAUUUGCUGCGAGAGAUAUUGAUACCUGAACGUUGAGUCUUCAACAUGAACUCUCCUCAUUUGAACUCUCCUCAUUUGAACUCCCCUCUUCUGAACUCCCCUCUUUCUGGAGAGCAUGCAAGCCAGCAAUACGCGUGGAUGCAAUCUCCGAACAUGGUUGCAAAUUCGCAUGCGUAUGUGGGGGCGUAUCAAGUGCGGGAGAACGCUCCAUACUUGAGCCCAGCCCAUUCACUUCGAAGCAAAGCUCCCGUUGCAAAUGCUGCCAUGACAUCGCCGUCAAAGCCGGGAACGCUUCAACCUGUGGUCACGGCGAGACAGUAUCUGGAGCAGUUGCAAUCACCUAGCUCAGGAGGUGUUUCAUCCAGCCAUCAGAGCCAUAGUUAUGCCGUAGAAAAGAAGACGGCUGCGACGGACGAAGAUGAACACGGCCAUUUUAAAGUCAUCAUCGGUUCGUUGAUUGACCAAUGUGAUGGAUUUCCAAGCGGCCGAUACCGGAUAAUCAAGCUGCUCGGCUCGGGAACUUAUGGCAAAGUUGUCAAGUGCGAGGACAAGAAGUACAACGCGAGCGUUGCAGUUAAAUUGGUGCGCCGAGAGCCUCACCUCUAUCGAGUUUCUGCCAAGAAUGAGAUUUCGAUCCUUCGCGACCUCGAUGGUCGAUUCGGCACUCUCAAGUUGCUGAGGAGCUUCGAACAUCACGGUCAUAUUUGCAUGUCGUUCGAGCUGCUGGGAGACCAUUUGAGUGAGGUGAUCAAAACCAAAGGGCCAUUCAAGAUCGAACAAGUCAGGGACAUUGCAUUUCAAUUGGCCCAAGCUGUAUCAUACGUCCAUAGCAAGAAGAUCAUUCACACAGAUUUGAAGGCGGAAAACAUUCUUCUCAUGAGCAAUCCAUCGGGUGCAGUGUGUGUGAAAGUUGCAGAUUUCGGGUCUGCCAUUUACAGCUCUGCAUGGCAUCCUCCAUUGGUGGGAACCAUGCACUACAGGGCUCCAGAGGCUGUGCUUCAGGCUGGUUGGUCCUAUCCACUCGAUGUCUGGGCGAUUGGAUGCUUGAUAUGCGAGAUAUACACCGGGAAGUACUUGUUCGAGCUGGCUCAUGAUGAUGUUCAUCUAUGGAUGAUGGAUAGACUGCUUGGUCCUUGCCCUCAGGAGCUGCUCAAACAGGGAUACCAAAAUCGGAAUCAGUACAAUGCCUCGUUGCUUCAGCGAGGGGGAAAUGGUAAUGUGCAGUUGGCUCCUUGUCGCAAGGAAGGACAGGAGAUGGUGCGAAGCAUGCAACCUCUUCGAGAGAUGAUACACGAUCAUGUUCUACUUGACCUGCUUCAACGGAUGUUUCAUUACAACCCCAAGAGCAGGAUGACUGCAGAAAAGGCUUUGAUGCAUCCAUUCUUUGAUCUGGAAGACGAUGAGGAUGUUCCUGAAAUAAGCUUGAUGGUAGGAGCAACGGCAUUCUUUCUUCCUUUGAUCUCGACUUUUUCAGACGAGGACCUUGAAGACGAGAGACAUUCGGUGCUGAAACAGGCAGUAUCAUCUCAGGAGCUCAGGGCGAAAUUGGACGGGCCCUUGGGUAAGUAUCACAUCGCUGACGGAAACAAGGAAGGAGUGACAUGGAGAGCGAUCACUCCGUCUGAAUCUUCGGUCGCCAGCACAGUGGUUGUUCCCAAGCUAAGAUCUGCAGGGUCAUCUCAGGACCAGUACAGUGAGAGCGAAACUCUGGAUGAGGGAAGCAUCACUUCUCAGGAGCAGCUCAACGACGACCUGAAUCAGUAAAUCCGCUGUUGCUCCAUGAGGGUGGACACUUUGUACUCUAACUGGACUCCUUAUGGUUUGUCUUUUAUCAAGCACAUGUUAACUCCG
Messenger RNA from Guillardia theta CCMP2712, 2423 nucleotides. RefSeq lists its product as hypothetical. The record is from RefSeq and is a predicted model, not a curated record. The transcript is spliced from 18 exons. Gene Ontology annotation, biological process: protein phosphorylation. Gene Ontology annotation, molecular function: protein kinase activity; ATP binding. NCBI's taxonomy places the organism in Eukaryota, Cryptophyceae, Pyrenomonadales, Geminigeraceae. Bases 618 to 2336 code for a protein of 572 amino acids. Gene Ontology annotation, cellular component: nucleus.